This is a messenger RNA of Fusarium redolens, 1476 nucleotides long. RefSeq names its product kinase-like domain-containing protein. NCBI's taxonomy places the organism in Eukaryota, Fungi, Ascomycota, Sordariomycetes, Hypocreales, Nectriaceae. The transcript is spliced from 3 exons. Gene Ontology annotation, molecular function: ATP binding; cyclin-dependent protein serine/threonine kinase activity. Gene Ontology annotation, cellular component: nucleus; cytoplasm. The record is from RefSeq and is a predicted model, not a curated record. Bases 358 to 1476 code for a protein of 372 amino acids. Gene Ontology annotation, biological process: protein phosphorylation.
AAAUAAUAUCAACCCAGAUGAAGCCUCAUGAUUAUCAUAUAUACUGAAGCAAUAUUUAGAUCUGUUCUGACUUGACAGGCAUUGCAUAACUAACUAUUAUACCCCUGCUCCUUGUCAUCUUGGCCUUGUUUCUGCUUUAUGAAAUAGCGGGCCUGUUCUCCAUUCGUGUUUUUCCACCAGAAACCAGAUGCUCAAACCUGAGACAUCCCAGUAACAAAGGCUGAUCUUUGCUGUUCUGACCGUCAGGCGGGGGAAUUUGUCUGCUGUGCUAUAAUCUUUUGACAGCAAUUGACUUUCCAGAUCUUAAUUGACCUGUCAACUACUGUAUCUUACUCUUACCAAAACAACCCUGCAACAAUGGAACUACCAGAUUGGAAAGCAGCUUUGACAAUGUCUCAACGUUAUGAGACGAUUCAAAAAAUACAAGCCUCCCUUGCUACAACAAGUAUGAGUGAGGCCAUCGCCAUAGAACAGGCCGCCUACCAAAUCGCUUCUACUCAGGACGAGUACAAUCUCGCCUGUCAGCCAACCUCGACACCUACGCCCCCGCCUCCUCAGGAGGAAGAGGAGGUUGACUCGGGGAUACGCAUUGGACCUUAUGGAAACUGUCGACCUGUUUCGGAUGGUGUAACUUCGGAGGUCUUUCGUUCUGGCGAUAAGGCGCUUAAAGUUAUUGUGACUUAUCAGGAUAUUGAACCGCAUAAUCCGCAGAGGGAGGCCAAGAUUCUAAAGGGGUUGCGAGAGCCGUGUAUUCCUCUCCUCGAAACGUUUCGCGAUCAGGAGCAGAGAUUUGUUCUGGUCUUUCCGUUCAUGCCGUAUACUUUGGUAGACCUUCUCGCCAACGGCCCUUUACCGCUUGAUGCCGUCCGGUCUAUCUUCCGAGAUGUCUUGCAUGCUCUAAAGGAUAUACACGCACAAGGCAUCAUCCACCGAGACAUCAAACCGUCCGCAAUUCUCCUCUCAUCUCCAACUGGCCCAGCAUAUCUCUCCGACUUUGGCACAGCAUGGCAUCCCGAGCUAUCAGCACAUUCAGAACCAGCAGGCGAUAAAAUUCUCGAUAUCGGAACAGGUCCUUACCGCGCGAUAGAAGUCCUCUUCGGACACAAAUCCUACGGACCAGAGGUUGAUAUGUGGGGAUUAGGUGUCAUGCUCUCAGAAACACUCCGUGAUCCUCCAAACCCUAUAUUCGAGUCUCGUGCUGUUCAUGAAGACGGUAAUCAGCUUGGCCUUAUUCUCAGCGUCUUCAAGACCAUUGGUACGCCCACGCCUGAGACAUGGCCCGAGGCAAAACAAUUCAAGGUCGCACCUUUCGAGCUCUGGACUGUCUUCCCCGCUCGUCCUUGGGAAGAGCUUCUUCCCAAUGUAGACCCUGAUUUUAUCGACCUCGUAUCAUCACUCCUUCGCUACGAUAGUCAGCGACUCAACGCUGAGCAGGUUAGUUUCCAAUGGCUUCACCUGCCUUUGUUGCAUCACUAA